AUGUCCUCCCUCGUCCGGAACGCCAACGCCGUCGGCGAGGUCACCCCGUCGUUGUUCUCCAGCGUCCACAGCGGCGCCGCAUCCACAUGGGGCUUCACCAAGGCGGCCUUCGAGUCCGCCAACGUGCCAGGCCGUCUGUCCCACGCCGCGAACCAUACCAAGGAAUUCGCAACCGAGCGUGUCGCCCCUGCGGCGGAGCAGGCCGGCCACUGGUGCGCCGAGAACCCCUGGAGGGCCGCCGCCUGCGGUGCUGCGGCCGUCGGUCUCGGGGCCAUGGCAGCCCCAGGUGUCGUCGCGGCCCCCCUUUUGGGUGCGGCUGGGUUCGGGGGCCAGGGGAUCGUUGGCGGUUCGGUGGCGGCGGGUGCCCAGAGCGUCAUAGGCAACGUCGCCGCCUCAAGCCUGUUUGCCACGCUGCAGAGCGCGGGCAUGGCCGGCUACGGGGUGGCGGUGGUCAACACGGUGGUUCAGGUUGGUGGCGCGUGCCUGGCGACCGCUUCGGGCGGGUUGCUCUAUGCCAAGUCGAAGACCGAAGAAGGCGUGAAGGAGGAAGAAACAGUGGAGGAGGAGAAACAAGAAGAAGAAACUGUGAAGGGUGAAUCUUGA
Neoarthrinium moseri is the source of this 603-nucleotide messenger RNA. RefSeq lists its product as uncharacterized. The record is from RefSeq and is a predicted model, not a curated record. NCBI's taxonomy places the organism in Eukaryota, Fungi, Ascomycota, Sordariomycetes, Amphisphaeriales, Apiosporaceae. Gene Ontology annotation, cellular component: membrane. The coding region runs from base 1 to 603 and encodes 200 amino acids. The transcript has 2 exons.